Porites evermanni is the source of this 1140-nucleotide messenger RNA. NCBI's taxonomy places the organism in Eukaryota, Metazoa, Cnidaria, Anthozoa, Scleractinia, Poritidae. The record is from the annotation of a GenBank genome assembly.
AUGGCUUUCGCGCCUUUGCAUUAUACUGGUGAGUUCCCGACUUCUAUCAAAAACAUUUUUUAAGUGUUUUAUUGACGUAGUUUUUGUAUUAUUCCUGAUCAAAGGUAAAUGCAAGCUUAGUCUUAACCAACAACAUGGUAUUUACGACAAUGGAAAAGCUCUCCCACAAGUGUAUCGGGAAAGAGUGCUUGAUCUGUAUCAUCAAGGGUCGACGCAAAGACAAAUUUCGCAGGAUAUGCGAGUUAGCAUCGGCUAUGUAAAUAAAGUUGUUCAAUUUUACAAACAGAGUAAUUCCUCUCUACCUGCGCCACGUAAAACACCGGUUCGUAAUAUAUUUACAGCAGAUGUUGUUGAGUACGUGGAGUCCGAAAAAUUAUGUAAACCAAGUGUAUACACAACUGAAAUUCAACAGCGUUUGUUAUUUGAUGGGAUUUCUCCACCCGGUCAAUUGCCAUCCGAGUCUGGAAUAAAAAAGUGCAUUCGCGAAGACUGUAAAAUGACAAAGAAAAAAAUUUCUCCAGUACCCACAGAAUCUUUGUCACAAGCAAAUUCUGAAUACACAGAUUAUUUUCUUGACCAAGUUGCGGUGACUAUUGGAAAGUUCACUUUUUUGACGAGAGUAGUGUUAUCGUGACCGCAGGAAACCGCGUUUAUGGCAAUUCCUAUCUUGGUGAACCUGCUAUCGAAUUUUAACGCUACGCCUCCAACGCGAAUUACACGCUCAACUUACUUCAUUCAAUACAUGGAGUCGAUUACUUUGAUGUUUUGAGAGGUCCCUCUAAUAGCAUGGAGCUUUUAAAUUUUUUCAAUGAAGCCCUUUCGGUAAAUAGAGCAGAUGGAACAACAAUACUUGAGAACGGUGAUAUGGUUAUCAUGGACAAUUGUGGGUUUCAUCACGGACAUUUUGCAGAGUCCUUAUUACGAGACAUUUUACAAGAACAUGGUGUUGAUUUGCUGUUCCAACCUGCUUACUCGCCCCACUUAAAUACUUGUGAACUUUGUUUUCACCAAAUAAAGUGCUAUCUCAGACAGAAUUCAUCCUUGACCGCCAAUGAAACUGAGAUAGCAAUCGGUGAAGGUGUAUCAAAAAUAACUGCAGCAAAUUCAGUUGCAUACUUUAGAAAAUGCGGCUAUAUCUGA